GGCAGGUGGAGGAGUGGAGGUGAGGGUGUGGCGGAGUGCAGCAGGACUUCUCUCUUCCUCCUCCGGUGAGACGGAGGAGCCGUUGGUGACCGUGACCUCAGUCUGGGACCCGGUGCUGCAGGACACACCUGGACCACCUGCUGGGAUUGACCAGGCUGUCUGGGUCUGCAGUCACAAUGCGCAGGUUCAGCUCUGAGGGGUCCCUGCUGGACCUGGACCUCCUGCCCUGGAAGCUGCAGGAGGGCAGGCCCGAGUCUGGACCGUCCCCGCCUCGGCCCGAGGCCCCCACCAUCGUGGAGCCCCCCCGGAGCCGGCGGCUGCUGGCGGAGCACAGCGUCAGCGUGGAGGACCUGACGGAGCUGGGCCAGCAGGACCAGCACCUGCUGGGAGUGGGCGGGCUCAGCCAGGGCUGCCGGGCCUACAGCGACGGCCAGCUGGUCCCCGACGGUGCCCAGGGGGGCCCCGGCCCUGGCCCCGGCCCCGGCCCCGGCCCCGCCUACAAACCCCACCCCCGACACCACCGGGCCAAGCUGUCGGCCGCCAAGCUGCACCUGAAGAGCCUGUUUGGACAGAGUCCUCACUCCUCACACUCCAACCUGGCAACCGCCGCCGAGCACAAAGACAGUGUGACGGAGCGCCGGUCUCGCCUGGCCUUCAUGCGGCAGUGGAGCCAGGUGGGCCACGGGAAGAAGAGGGUCAGCCGGGAGGAGCUGGACACCUGGGCCAAGUCCCUGGAGGACCUGCUGGCCAGUCACACCGGCGUGUCGGUGUUCGGAGCGUUCCUGCGUUCCGAGUUCAGCGAGGAGAACCUGCAGUUCUACCUGGCCUGUGAGCAGUACCAGAACUCCUCCAACAACUUCAGCCUGCAGCGCAGGGCCCGGGACAUCAGCGCCACCUACGUCCAGCCGGGGGCGCCGCGCGAGGUGAACCUGGACAGUAAGACCAGAGACCUGACACUCCAGCUGCUGCAGGCUCCGUCCCACAGCUCGCUGUCCCACGCCCAGAGACGGGUCUACGCCCUGCUGGACACGGACUGCUACCCCCGCUUCCUGCAGUCCAGCCUCUACCUGUCCCUACGGGCAGAGGCCGACUAGAGCCUGGACCCAGCUGGACCCGGCUGGACUGGAGUGGACUAAGUGACUGAGGGGUUGCAGGACCGUCCCUGAAUGUUUGACUCUGAGCAGGACAGCAGUGUUUGUCUGCUGUGGACCUGAAGACGACGAGGCGUCAGGAGGACGAGACGUGGGCUGGAUGUGACGUGAGGUGGACGUGUGUCCUCACUGCACCAGGACAGCGUUGGACAUGUCCUCAGUGUCUCCACCAUCUUGAAGCAGCCUCAGCCUCUGGUGGACGUCUGAAGCUUCAUGUCCAAAGUGAGACAGACUGAGCUGAGCUGCAGGUGUCCAGGAGACGGGUGGAGGGACGGCCUCCUGUGUGUGGGUGGUCUGCAUGUUCUCCCUGAGCUUCAUCCAGCAGUGCUGAGCAUUGUGGGGCUUCAGGCUGGUAUAAAUAAAGACGGCUGUAAAGCAGAGCGGAGUGUGGUGGUGUCAGGGACAGGGGACAUCGUGCUGUGCUCACUGGACGAUGUUCACGCAGUCCACAUCGGGGUUCAGGUCAGUAUCCCGGUUUCUGAAACAUCUGGAAUAACGUCUACCUGCUGAGACACAGUUCCUCCUGGUUACAUGCUCCAGACCACGGCCACAGACAUGGCUGCAUUUACACUUCACGCCACUAGGGGUGCCGUUUGCAUGCUAAACCUUCUUUUACACAGACACCACAGAAGAAGAAGGGCUGCAGGCUCUCUGCAUGUUGUGAGCAGCAGAGUGUCAGCAGCGGGACGUGGUCACAUGUUCAGUGAAGCCAUGCAGCGUCUCUUCAGUCAAACAGAAGAACUGAACCAUCGCUUCUGCACGUUGUAUUUACUUGGUAGCAGUUAAACUGUGUCACCUGUCGUCCCUGGACUCAUAAGACCAUGGCUGUGUCCAAAUGUCCACACUCUGUCCUCUAUAGGGCACUACACAGUGAAGACGCCAUUUGUAGGGCUGUCCGAAUGUCCACCCUGUCCCCUGACCCCUCAGUCUCCACAGUGUGCUGCAGGGCCGUUUCUAGCUUCAUGGGGGCCCGAGGCAAGAUGUUGUCUGGGGGGGCCCUGUUUUGUCAGACUGUAAUGAAGAGAUUCCUGACCCUUUAGAUGGUCUCCUCAGCCGAGGCUACAGUUAAAAUCAAAUGAGCCACUCAGGCAAGUUAAACCGAUAAAACUAUAAUACGAGGAAAACCAUCCUCUGUAUGUCAAUAAAUAAAACUGAUUGAGUAUUUAUAAAAAAACUAUAAAUAAGAAAACAUAACAAAUCAACAUGUAUUUUAAAGUGCAACAAUAAAAACAAAAAAACACCGCUUAACAUAAUACUUAACGCUACAGUCUCACACUCAGCACAAC
Messenger RNA from Salarias fasciatus (jewelled blenny), 2437 nucleotides. RefSeq names its product regulator of G-protein signaling 1. Bases 177 to 1094 code for a protein of 305 amino acids. The record is from RefSeq and is a predicted model, not a curated record. The transcript has 6 exons. Lineage: Eukaryota; Metazoa; Chordata; Actinopteri; Blenniiformes; Blenniidae.